Molecule: messenger RNA, 768 nt
Organism: Aegilops tauschii subsp. strangulata
Lineage: Eukaryota; Viridiplantae; Streptophyta; Magnoliopsida; Poales; Poaceae
Source: RefSeq, a predicted model, not a curated record
AUGUCUCACUCCAAAGAUGACGCCUCUGAUGCAAGAUCCUAUGUCGCCCCCACUUUCACCUCUGAUCGUCUCAAUGAUCUCUCCAUCAAAAAUCAUGUGCCAAUCAUCCUAGAGCUCGAUUCACCCUCGUACAAUGUGUGGCGCACCUACUUCGCACUUCUCUUUUGCUCCUACCAUCUCGUUGAGCACGUCAACGGGAGCGUCUCCAUCCGCGACAUGAAGGACGAUGGCGAGUGGCUAGCUGUUGACGCUUGCAUCAUAAAGUGGCUCUUCCUCAUGAUCUCGCGGGGCCUCUUCGACAUGGUGAAUACCCGAGACCCCUCGGCGUACGCCAUAUGGACGCGGUUGUGCGACCUCUUCCUCGACAAUCAACUCCAACGUCGCGUCUUUCUCCAAGGCGAGUUCCUCACGCUGCAACAAAACGAUCUCUUGGUUGAUGACUAUUGCAUGCGGCUGAAGGUGCUCACCGAUGAGCUUUGUGAUGUCGGCAUAACUAUUGACGACUCCGCCCUCCUCACCAUCCUCCUUUGGGGCCUUCACCCCGACCUCGGCCAGUCCGCUGCCAACCUCUCUCUCAUCAUGCCGACGAAUGCCAAGGCUGUCACCUACCUUCGAAUGGGGGAGAAGCGCCUCCCCCACUCCGCGCGGCAGCCGACCCACAUGACGCUUCAUGUCGGCCAAGCCGGCGGCUCCAACGCGCCUCCACCCCCCCCCCCCCGCCUCCUGCCCCGGUCCCCCACCUGCGCCCGCGCCUACUGGUGGGCAUAA